This is a messenger RNA of Symbiodinium natans, 1383 nucleotides long. Lineage: Eukaryota; Dinophyceae; Suessiales; Symbiodiniaceae. The record is from the annotation of a GenBank genome assembly.
AUGAUGCGUGUGGAGGUGAAGGCCGUGCUUGAGCAGGACCUGAUGAAGAUGAAGACGGCCCAGAUCCUCGCGUGGACAGGGUUGCCUGCACCUAGGGCACUUCUGCAUGUUGAGAGGUUGCGCUUCCUGGGCCAGCUGGUGCGAAGCGGUCCUGCCGCAGCUUGGGCUCUCAUCGGUUGGUACGGGCCUUAUGUUAGCGCCUUGGAGGACGCUGGUUGUUGGUUGCUCUCCGCCCUUCGGGGCACCUGCCCUCUUGGACCUCUGUCGGAGUCGUGGCCCGCGUGGCAGGAGCUGCUUCGAGAUCGCCCCGGCCACUGGAAGGGGCUGCUCAAGCGUGCCGAGGCUUGGCACGUGCAGGCACAAGGGCUUCAGGCGUCGCUGGACACCUUCGCUCGCACGGCAUGGUCGCCGGCUGUGGAUGUCCCACUUGGGGAUCUCAUGCGCACCGCAAGCAUGGGUAUCAUUGUCGCGCUCACCUUCUUGCGGUUGGGCGUCGGUGCCAAGCCUGUGGCCUCACCCUUGCAAACACUUCUCGGUUACGCAGGCACCUGGAUUCGUCGGCUGCUUGUCGACAGCUUCUCGCUACUCCUGGGGCUUCCCCACUCUUUCCGCCUGAUAACUCGGAGGGACACCCGCAGGAGCCCGCCGUUCGUGAUGCGACUCGUCCUGUUCAUGUCGCUGCCCAGCAUGAAUGUUCUUGCAGCGCUAGCCGCUCUUAAGCCAAGCACAGAUAUGGACGUGUACGAGACGGUCGUUCGCUUUAUCUCCCCCCUGCCAGUCCUGCGUGACACUUUGCGGGUUUGGUUGUCGGAGGUCUCUGAUUCAGCGAUUGCCGAGAUGGGGGAAAAUGUCCUUUUGGUCUUGCACCCGGAGCACAUUUGUUCGGCGGUGGCGGGCAAGCCUCAGGAGUCGAAUGACCAGCAUGUCUUCUUGCCCCUUCUGCGGACUCCACUUGCUGGACCGACUGACCACUCCCUACCUGUCGUUUGGGUUGGGCACAUCUGUCCACGUUGGGUUCAGACCUGGCAACUUGGCGCGCUGCCGCCUGUGCCUUGCGGACUUGAGGACGUGAUUGCCGGUGCAUUCCCGCAGGCCGCGGGUUUCUGUAUUGCCCUGCCCUCUUUGCCCUCACCAGUUUCGGCCUUCUUCCGUCCCGAUGCCAUGCCCCUUAAGUGUUUGCGGGCACUUUGCGCAUGGCUCGAUCGUGCGCUUAAAGCACUUCUGGUCGUCCUGCGCCAAGCCCAGUCGGGCGUUCCGGCUCUUGUGCGUUUCCCUAUCUCCGCUGAGUCUUUGCAACCCCUGUCUGGCUGGCUGCUCAGCCUUGCGGAGCUUGAUGCCGGUUCGCUUCGGCCUUCUUGUUUCACCGUCGAAUUCACUUCGUAG